This is a messenger RNA of Lampris incognitus (smalleye Pacific opah), 1702 nucleotides long. RefSeq names its product pleckstrin homology domain containing, family A (phosphoinositide binding specific) member 3 (gene plekha3). The record is from RefSeq and is a predicted model, not a curated record. The coding region runs from base 375 to 1178 and encodes 267 amino acids. Gene Ontology annotation, biological process: receptor recycling; retrograde transport, endosome to Golgi; endosome organization. The transcript has 8 exons. NCBI's taxonomy places the organism in Eukaryota, Metazoa, Chordata, Actinopteri, Lampriformes, Lampridae. Gene Ontology annotation, cellular component: early endosome; recycling endosome; trans-Golgi network.
UUAGUCGGAACCUAAUGACUCCGUCCAAAAGUUGUCGGGUUACCCAAAUGAUCCAGAAAGCCGUCCACAUGUUUCCGAAGUAGCGGUUUAUCUUCCUCGUGUCUAUAAUCACAGUUUGAAAAAAGGGGAUGGAUGUUGUGUAACCUCCGCUGUUCGUCAAUGGAGAGCUACGCUCCUCGUUUGCUGAAUGCUUUUUUAUCGUGACCCCUCCGUCGCUGGUUCGUUAGAUAGACUAGCUCGUCGGUUAUCGUUUAUUGAUCACUAACCGGGUAACUAGGUAACGGCAACGGGUUGGGAUGACCUCGCCCUAAACUGAAGCCUACGGUAUUGGGAGGAACGGGGACAAGCUAACUGUUAGCCUUGGGAGUUAGCCAAUGUGGCUAGCCGAACGAGCCAUGGAAGGAAUUCUGUACAAGUGGACGAAUUACAUGACAGGUUGGCAGCCCCGUUGGUUCGUCUUAGAGAAUGGCGUCAUAUCCUAUUAUGACAGUGAGGAUGACGUUGGUAAAGGAAGCAAAGGAUCCAUUAAGAUGUCUGUCUGUGAUAUCAAAGUCCAUCCUACAGAUCCAACACGCCUGGAGCUAAUAAUUCCAGGUGAACAACAUUUUUAUGUCAGAGCUGUUAAUGCUGCAGAGAGACAGAGAUGGCUGGUUGCUUUGGGCUCAUCUAAGGCAGGAACAUUAGACAGUCAUAAACACAAAGGUCCAGAUUGUCUGAGGACUAAGAUGUCUGAACUCCGUCUCUACUGUGACCUUCUGGUCCAGCAGGUCCAAACAAUCCAAUCACAAUACACUGCUGACACACAAGCCACGUCCAACUCUGAGUCUUCCCUCCUAAGUGCGACCUGUGCAACCUUCAUCAAGACUUUGGAAGAAUGUAUGACCCUGGCCAACCACAGCUUAACCCCUGAUCUCAGACCACCUGAGCGGAUGAAGAGGUCCAUCAGUCACCCUGGAACAUACAGUUUUGACAGGUCAGGUGUUCCGAAGGAAUUUGUGUUUGGAGGUCAAAGGUCAACUCAGCGCAGGAACAGGACCUGCUCAGACAGUUCUGUCUAUGAUACUGACCGUGUGCUGUCAACUUUCAACAGUGAUUCGUCUUCUAUCCCUGAGGAGAGAACCGGAGCGGUCAGUCCAAAGACCACGGCCACAGACACAGACACUGACCUGUCAAUGUAAUGGUCCGUCCAUUUAAACCUGUUUAAAUCAGCCUCUUCCACAGCCAAGGUCUGUUCAUUGGUUCAAAAGUCCAAAACAGCAGAGUCUUCUUGGCAGCUAUGUGGAGAUGAGAAAAGGUGAGAUGUUGACAUCAUUGUCAUCAUCACAGCCUUGUUAAACUUUGGAACUUGUGACCUAGUCCACAUUCAGAAAUCUCUGCAUGCCCGCUCCACCCAAGACUUUUCUAUUUGUAUGACCUGUAAGCGGGUGUAGUGGAGGAUAAACACACAUAAUCGCCAUUUACCCACCUCUUUAAAUCUGAUAUAGCAUUUACACACACACCCUGGAGCAUUUAUGCAUAGUUAAAUUGCUUGGCAGACUCAAGCCUGGUUCCCUCUUGCAAUUUUUCUUUUGCUCUGGGAUUGCUUGUUUUGUCCUCUACUUUAGUCCAUGUACAGGUUGUGUGUGGUAUACAUAUGUUGUCUUGUGAGCAUGGAGCAGCCAUCAACACACAGCUUACUGGUGGUAGGUGAAAUCAAACGAGC